Molecule: messenger RNA, 1167 nt
Organism: Cannabis sativa
Lineage: Eukaryota; Viridiplantae; Streptophyta; Magnoliopsida; Rosales; Cannabaceae
Exons: 1
Coding region: 1-1167 (388 amino acids)
Source: RefSeq, a predicted model, not a curated record
AUGACUUAUAGGCCGCCCUAUACUACUCUGGCUAACAUCAAGCAAGAACCCGGUGAGUCUUUGCAAGACUAUUUUAAACGUUUUAAUGCCGAAGUAACAAAAGUUGAGAAGGCUCCCGAGUCUUCGCUUGUUUGCAUGUUAAUAACAGGUGUCCUGCCAAGAACCGAUUUUUGGAAGGAGUUACAGGCCCGGAGACCAGAAUCGCUAGUCGAAUUCUUUGCCAUGACCGAACCGCAUAAGAGAAUUGAAAAUUCUCUGGUAGAAUUGGAGAAAGGCAAAGACAAACGUAAGUCACCAGUACCGCGGUCACGAUCCCGCAGUCCCCGAGGGAAAAAUUCCAGAGGUCGAAGCCCAAGAAGACGCAGUCCACGUAGACAGCGAAGCCCGAAAUUGGCCAAGUCCCCUCCAAAGAAGGAGUCCUCGCCGAAAAGAAAAGGCGGACCACGCUUCGUGAAUUAUACUGAGCUCGCGGUACCACGAGACCAUAUCUACGCCAUCAAGGAAAAGAAUGGGGUCUUCAAGAAGCCACCCCCGAUCAGGGGAAACCGCGACAAGAGGGAUCCCAAGAAAUUUUGUAAGUACCAUAAAGAUAUUGGUCACACAACUUUGGAGUGUUGGGUUUUGCAGUAUGAGAUUGAAGAGCUGAUCAGAAGGGGAAAAUUUAGCAAAUACAAAAGGAACAAGGAAAGUCAUCCCCGAGCGGAUGACAAAGAGGAAAACCAAAAUGCGAGUGGCUUAAGAACGCCUCGUAAUAUAUUGACCAUCAUAGGCGGGCCCCAUAUCGCAGGUGACUCCAGAAAGUCCCAGGAGCGAUAUGCGAAGGAAGCCAAAGAGAAGCCACUCACCAACGUGAACAAUCUCAGUGAGCGACCAGAGAAGUUAUUCAAGAGAGAAUGCGACGACAUCACAUUCAUGGAGAGUGAUGCGAAAUGGGUCCAUCACCUGCAUUCCGACGCACUGGUAAUUGUUGCCAAUAUUGGCGGAGACAAUGUCCACCGUAUACUCGUGGACAACGGAAUUUCAGUAAAUCUCUUGAACUUCCAAGCAUUUAAGCAAAUGGGGUUGCAUGAUAAGGAUCUGCGACCUGUUACGUCGAGUAUAUAUGGUUUUACCGACGACGUUAUUGCGUUGAAAGGAAUGAUUUGUUGGUUUUUGUGCCCUAAAUAA